Messenger RNA from Mytilus trossulus (common blue mussel), 1194 nucleotides. Its product is annotated as mannitol-binding protein-like. Lineage: Eukaryota; Metazoa; Mollusca; Bivalvia; Mytilida; Mytilidae. The coding region runs from base 1 to 1194 and encodes 397 amino acids. The transcript has a single exon. The record is from RefSeq and is a predicted model, not a curated record.
AUGCAGAAACUCAGCAAAGAAUUUGAAAAAGCCAAUCCUGGCAUUACCCUCAAGUGGGUGAUUCUCGAAGAAGGCGUUUUGAGACAGCGCGUCACAACGGACAUCGCCACCAAAGGCGGUCAGUUUGAUAUUAUGACCAUUGGUAUGUACGAAACCCCCAUUUGGGGAAAGAAGGGCUGGUUGAUGGAAAUCAAGCCGCCAGCUUCUUACGACGUGGACGACUUGUUGCCCGCCAUGCGCGACGGUUUGUCGGUGGACGGCAAAUUGUAUUCCGUGCCUUUUUACGGCGAAAGUUCAAUGAUCAUGUAUCGCAAGGAUUUGGUCGCCAAAACCGGCAUGACUUUGAAUGACAAUCCAACUUGGGGACAUGUCUAUGAUAUCGCCAAAAAAAUCUCCGAACAGAACAGCGGCGUUUAUGGAAUUUGUCUGCGCGGCAAACCUGGCUGGGGCGAUAAUACGGCGUUUGUUACCACAAUGGCCAAUUCAUUCGGUGCGAGGUGGUUCGACGAAAAUUGGAAACCCCAAUUAACCAGCCCAGAAUGGAUGCACGCCGUUUCUUUCUAUGUGGAUCUGUUGACAAAAUAUGGACCUCCGGGAUCCAGCGGAAACAGCUUUAACGAAAUUUUGGCUUUGUUUAACGAAGGCAAAUGCGGCAUGUGGAUUGACGCGACGAUCGCCGCGAGCUUUAUCACGAAUCCCGAUCAGAGUAAAGUGGCUAACAAAGUCGCUUUCGCACAAGCGCCUACCGCCAUAACCAAGCGCGGUGCAAAUUGGCUUUGGGCUUGGGCGUUGGGAAUUCCCGCCGGCACCAAGAAGAUGAAAGAAGCCCAAAAAUUUGUUCAGUGGGCGACUUCCAAGGAGUAUAUCCAACUGGUUGCCAAAACAAAUGGCUGGGCCAGCGUACCAACCGGCACGCGGACUUCGACCUAUGCCAAUCCAAAUUUUCAAAAGGCCGCCCUUUUUGCCUCGGCUGAGUUAAAGGCCAUCGAAUCCGCCGAUCCGAACAACAGCACUUUUAGACCUUCGCCUUACGUGGGUGUUCAAUUUGCUGCCAUUCCUGAAUUUCAGGCAAUCGGUAUCGCCGUGGGCCAACAAUUGACCGCCGCUCUUGCGGGCAAGAUCUCCGUGAAAAAAGCUCUGGAAAACGCCCAGAAAGCUGCGGACAGAGAAAUGCGCAAGGCGAAUUACUACUAA